Vicugna pacos (alpaca) is the source of this 3977-nucleotide messenger RNA. The record is from RefSeq and is a predicted model, not a curated record. NCBI's taxonomy places the organism in Eukaryota, Metazoa, Chordata, Mammalia, Artiodactyla, Camelidae.
ACAUCCCUACAGUUCUCCAGGGCACACCAGAUUGGGAACCUGGAAGAUUACUACCAUUUUUACCAUAGCAAAACCUUUAAGAGAUCGACCUUGGGUAGCAGGGGCCCUCACACCUUCCUCAGGAUGGACCCCCAGGUGAAAUGGCUCCAACAGCAGGAAGUUAAACGCAGGGUGAAGAGACAGGUGCGAAGUGAUCCCCAAGCCCUUUAUUUCAACGACCCUAUUUGGUCCAACAUGUGGUACAUGCAUUGUGGCGACAAGAACAGUCGCUGCCGGUCGGAAAUGAAUGUCCAGGCGGCGUGGAAGCGGGGCUACACGGGGAAGAACGUGGUGGUCACCAUCCUGGAUGAUGGUAUAGAGAGGAAUCACCCCGACCUGGCCCCCAAUUACGAUUCCUACGCCAGCUAUGACGUCAAUGGAAACGAUUACGACCCGUCUCCUCGCUAUGAUGCCAGCAAUGAGAAUAAACAUGGUACUCGAUGUGCAGGAGAGGUCGCAGCCUCGGCCAACAACUCUUACUGCAUCGUGGGCGUGGCGUACAAUGCCAAAAUCGGAGGCGUCCGCAUGCUGGACGGCGACGUGACCGACGUGGUGGAGGCCAAGUCGCUGGGCAUCCGCCCCAACUACAUCGACAUCUACAGCGCCAGCUGGGGGCCGGACGACGACGGCAAGACGGUGGACGGGCCCGGCCGCCUGGCCAGACAGGCCUUCGAGUACGGCAUUAAAAAGGGCCGGCAGGGCCUGGGCUCCAUCUUUGUCUGGGCGUCGGGCAACGGCGGGCGUGAGGGGGACUACUGCUCCUGCGACGGCUACACCAACAGCAUCUACACCAUCUCCGUGAGCAGCACCACCGAGAACGGCUACAAGCCCUGGUACCUGGAGGAGUGUGCGUCCACCCUGGCCACCACCUACAGCAGCGGGGCAUUUUACGAGCGGAAAAUCGUCACCACGGACCUGCGCCAGCGCUGCACUGAUGGCCACACUGGGACUUCGGUUUCGGCCCCCAUGGUGGCCGGCAUCAUCGCCUUGGCUUUAGAAGCAAACAGCCAGCUGACCUGGAGGGAUGUCCAGCACCUGCUUGUGAAAACGUCCAGGCCGGCCCACCUCAAAGCCAACGACUGGAAAGUGAAUGGUGCUGGACAUAAAGUUAGCCAUCUCUACGGUUUUGGCUUGGUGGACGCGGAAGCCCUGGUCCUGGAGGCCAAGAAGUGGACGGCAGUGCCCUCCCAACACAUGUGUGUCGCCGUCACAGAUAAGAGGCCCAGGAGCAUCCCUGUGGUGCAGACGCUGCGGACCACAGCCCUGACAACCGCCUGCGCUGACCACUCAGACCAGCGUGUGAGCUACCUGGAGCACGUAGUGGCCCGCAUCUCCAUCUCCCACCCACGCCGAGGGGACCUGCAGAUCCAUCUGAUUUCUCCCUCGGGGACCAAGUCUCAACUUUUGGCAAAAAGAUUGCUGGAUCAUUCCAAUGAAGGGUUUACAAACUGGGAGUUCAUGAGCGUGCACUGCUGGGGAGAAAAGGCCGAGGGGGAGUGGACCUUGGAAAUCCAAGACAUGCCGUCCCAAGUCCGCAACCCAGAGAAACAAGGGAAACUGAAGGAGUGGAGCCUCGUCUUGUACGGCACGGCCGAGCACCCCUACAACACCUUCAGCUCCCAUCAGUCACGCUCGCGGAUGCUGGAGCUCUCGGCCCCCGAGCUGGAGCCACCCAAGGCCGCCCUGUCACCCUCCCAGCCCGACGUCCUAGAGGACGACGAGGACUACACAGCUCCUCCCACCCACGGCUCUCCUAAUAUUUUACAGACCAGUGUGUGCCACCCGGAGUGUGGGAACAAAGGCUGUGAUGGCCCCAAUGCUGACCAGUGUUUGAACUGUGUCCACUUCAGCCUGGGGAGCGUCAAGACCAGCAGGAAGUGCGUGAGUGUGUGUCCGUUGGGCUACUUUGGGGACACAGCAGCCAGACGCUGUCGCCGCUGCCACAGGGGAUGUGAGACGUGCUCGGGCCGGAGCCCGACGCAGUGCCUGUCCUGCCGCCGAGGGUUCUAUCACCAUCAGGAGACCAACACCUGUGUGACCCUCUGUCCUGCCGGAUUCUAUGCUGAUGAAAGUCAGAAGAAUUGCCUUAAAUGCCACCCAAGCUGUAAAAAGUGUGUUGAUGAACCAGAGAGAUGUACUGUCUGUAAAGAAGGAUUCAGCCUUGCACGGGGCAGCUGCAUUCCAGAUUGUGAACCGGGCACCUACUUUGAUUCUGAGCAAAUCAGGUGUGGAGAAUGUCAUCCCACCUGCCAGACCUGCGUGGGGCCCAGCAGAGAAGAAUGUAUUCACUGCGCGACAAACUUCCACUUCCAAGACUGGAGAUGUGUACCGGCCUGCGGUGAGGGCUUCUACCCAGAGGAGAUGCCGGGCUUGCCCCACAAAGUGUGCCGGAGAUGUGACGAGAACUGUUUGAGCUGCGAAGGCUCCAGGAGGAACUGCAGCCGGUGUAAGGCGGGCUUCAUGCAGCUGGGGACCUCGUGCAUCACCAACCACACAUGCAGCAACGCCGACGAGACGUUCUGCCAGAUGGUCAGAUCCAACGGGCUCUGUGAACGGAAGCUCUUCCUUCAGUUCUGCUGUCGCACGUGCCUCCUGGCUGGGUAGGGCGCCCCAUCCGCCCGUCCGCCCAUCCGUCCACCUUUCUCCAGACUGUCGGCCAGAGCCCUGCCUCUGACAGCAUCACCUCCCAGGAGCCAGGUCCCACUGUGGCGUCUCUGGGCACCUGACCAGGUGGGUGGGGGCCUUAAGGGGGACUUCCUGAAGCAGGGACAUCCCCCUCAUCCUCUGCUUGCUGGCUGCAUCCUUCUGACAGACUCAACAUGGGAACAGAACGAAUUACAGGAUCCACAGCUCAGAGCAGCUUCCGAGACCUUAAGUUUACUGAAUCUUCAAGACCAAAGCAGAAAGGCAGGAUGCUUGGCAUUCACACGUCACCCUCCUCCCUGUGCUUCUGUGCAGCUCCGUCAUGAACCUUGGCCCACUGGGGUUGCCGGCAGAACUCUGGGCUGACCCCCCGGGGGGCUCCACCAGCCACGGAGCUGUGGGGGAGAUGGUGUGGUCAGACUGGAAAUAAAACCGAUUUGGGGGGAGAAAGUGUGUGACCCCUGGUGACGGAGCCUCUGUGUCUACAUAGUUAGCUACUUCUGAAACCACAGCGAUGGCUUAGAAAGUCAAAUCCCACACCCGGAUGGGAAGCCCCUGCUCCCUCGGCAGAUCUUCCCUUCGAGUGGGCCCAGUGCCCCUGGGCACGGCGUCCUGUCUGUGUCUCUAGGAGUCUUGUGGCCUGAACGGUCACCUCUACCUGAUGCAGGGCCUUCCCAGGGUCCCCAAGAAGCAUCCCGGGGGGCCAGCCAAAAGGUGCACCCACGACCAAGCAAUUCCUCCUACCAAAAUGCAGACCCGGCUCAAGAAUUGUGAAUCGUUUGUCACUUCCCACUCCCACUUUGUGGAAUUGAUUCUGCUUCUCGAGAGACUUGUUCUUAAGGUGGGUGCUCCUGUAUCUGUGUCCCAGGAGCCUCACGACAUGGCUGGAUUGAUUUCUGCCAAACCUGUGUAGGCAUUUUAUAAGCUACGUGUUCUAAUUUUUACCAAUGUUAAUUAUUUUGCAAAAUAGUUCAUAUAUUUUCAUCGAUAUGCACAGAUCUGCCUGAUCGAUUCCCUUGAAGACGGGAGGAAACAUUUGCCUUAAAUUUUUUUGAGCUCAUUCUUCUCCAUUUGGACCCGCUCCCCUCUUUGACUGGAACGCCUUGGAUGUGUCCCCUGUCAGCUGGGGGGGAACCCAGCUGUUGUUCCUGGAAGCCACAGCUCCGGAAAAAGAAAUCCACAAAGCGAAUACAGUGUUAACCCUAAAUUAAUAAAAGAGUUAACAUCCCAGGGCAGAGAAGCCUGUGUUUCUUUCCAGGACAUGAUCAUUAAACGUGGCUACUGGCCAAUGUGUG